Molecule: messenger RNA, 953 nt
Organism: Pteropus alecto (black flying fox)
Lineage: Eukaryota; Metazoa; Chordata; Mammalia; Chiroptera; Pteropodidae
Gene: SMPX
Product: small muscle protein X-linked
Exons: 5
Coding region: 243-503 (86 amino acids)
Cellular component (GO): costamere; M band; muscle tendon junction
Source: RefSeq, a predicted model, not a curated record
ACUUAGCCUUAAACCGAGUUCCCCUCCAGCCCUGAGCCGGGAGCAGCUCUCAAUCCUGGGUGAGGCACCGAGCACUUGAGCUAUUUCAGCCACAUGCAAAGCAUCGGAAUUGAGAUCACUGCUCAGAGGACACUGGACAUCCCUUUCACCUUCUGAGGAGCCGUGCAUUCUUGCACCUGGCUGCCUGGGACUUUCCUUUGGCAGUAAACAAAUACACAAAGCAGGGAUAAGACCGCGUGAAUAUGUCGAAACAGCCCGUUUCUAAUGUCAGAGCCAUCCAGGCAAAUAUCAAUAUCCCAAUGGGAGCCUUCCGGCCAGGAGCUGGGCAACCUCCGAGAAGAAAAGAAUGUACUCCCGAAACGGAGGAGGGUGUUCCUCCUACCUCGGAUGAGGAGAAGAAGCCAAUUCCAGGAGCAAAGAAACUUCCAGGACCUGCGGUCAACCUAUCGGAGAUCCAGAAUAUUAAAAGUGAACUGAAAUACGUCCCCAAAGCUGAACAGUAGUUGGAAGAAAAAAGGCUUGAUGUGAAGAAUUGAAGAGAAUGGAUUCAAAUGAAAAUAGCUCACUAAAAAUUUUAUAUAUUUGUAUGAUGAUUAUGAACCUCCUGAAUGCCUGAGACUCUAGCAGAAAUGUCCUGUUUGUACAUUUAUAUCUCUUCCUUCUAGUUGGCUGCACUUCUUACUUUAGUUUAUCCUCAUGUUUGGCACCUUGCAGAGCAAAUAAACUCAAGAAUUCACCACUUGGAAGGUGCGGUUUUGAGGAGGGAUAUGAUUUUAUGGAGAGGGAUAUGGUGAUAUGCAUAACAGUGAUUUUGAAAUUUGGAAAUUCUCUAAGCUACUUCCCAUACUAUUUUGGUCAAUAUUUGGAAUGUAUUUUAGUUCUUCACCUUCUACAUUAUGUCAAUAAACUUUUUAUGAGUUCAAAUAAAUAUGUGAGUAAAUAUAAAAUAUGAA